AGUUUGGAGACAUUCUCAUCCCUCCUCCUUCUGACUCUUUCAUGUGUAUAUGUAGAGAGACGCUUACUGUUGCUGGUUUGUUUGAUUUGACUUCUAACCAAGCUGGUCAUGGACUUCUCACAGUCUUUCUCGAUGCUCAAUGAGCAGCUGAGACCUCGAAACACCACCAGUCAGCAGCUCUACUCCUCUCUGAACAGACUGGAGGAUAAACAAUGGAGCUCGCUAAGGAGUCAGACUUCUUCCUACAGAUCUACAAUCCUCCCAACAGAUCCAAAAUCCUCUGACACAGCAGAACCAGAAGAUCCAAGGGAACAUGAAGAGGCUGUAGAUCUGGAGGAUUUCUCCUCUGGGGACCUUGAUGAAACAGACAGUGGUGGUCUGAGUCUCUUCAACAACUCCCAGCUCCUCACUGAUCUGAAUCUAAAAGAUGAAGAUGAUCUGCCUGACACGGACAGCAGCAGCACCUCGCCGUCCGAAGAGAAGGACAUUCCAGGUGAGCUGGCCUUGAAGGUGGCGAGCGAGUCCACAGAGUCAGUAGACAGAGAGAGUGAGAGGAGCUCCCUGCAGAGAAGCUACAUCGAUGGGACUUUACCAGACCUGAUCAGGAGUGGGAGGCCACUGGGGAGACGCCGGACACUGGGACACAGUCCAGUCUCAGACACGCUGAAAGAAGUGCGCAGAGAAGUGGAGCUGUCCCGGAGACGGAGCAUCAAGCUGAAGGCUCAGGUGGACAAACUGCAGGAGAGCAGAGAAGGACCUGGAUGGAGUCAACACAGAGAGAGGGUCACAGAGGAAGUCAUGUCCAUUCUGCGGCUCCUGCACCCUCUCACCGAGUCCGAGUCCAGCCUGCCUAAUCCCUCCAGUGGACAAAACCAGCUGGACCAUGCCCUGGGCCAGCUGCAGAAUGUGGCCCGCAAACUGGCAAUUAGCCACACCGCACAGUCACCCUCUAGAAAAGGAGCAGAGGACAGUGCUCUCCUCCAGCAGGCUCUGCGGGACAGAGACGAGGCCAUAGAGAAGAAGAAGGCCAUGGAGGAAGAGCUGCUGCGGAGCAAAACAGAGAUGAUGAUGCUGAAUAACCAGGUCCUGGAAGCCGUGCAGAAACGUCUGGAGAUGUCUCUGGAGUUGGAGGCCUGGAAGGAGGACGUUCAGCUGAUGCUCCACCAGCAGUUGCAGAUGCAGCAGCAGGCAGAGCAAGCCCAGAAGAAGCCCUCUCGCCUGGGUCUCCUCAGGAGAACCAACAAGCAGCCUAUUCAGCGGCCCGCCACCUACUCCAAGGCUACAGCUGUGCCUCCCAUAACCAUCCCCAACCAAAUCUACAUCUCCAAAUCUGCUGCCUCCACUCCCAGCACGUCUCCUACCCAACGCACCUGGAGGGACAGGCUGAGGAGGGGCAAGAGCAGCCGUCCAGGAGACCAGGAUGCAUCAGGGCAGGAUUCAGAUACAGGAAAGGGCGAUGACUUUGAGGUUGUGUCACUAGAUUGAAGCGGUGAUAACCUUAAAAUGAGUGCCUUAAUAGUCUUGCCAUUUGAAGACCCUCUCCUCUUAAAAAUGUGUUCUGCUUGUUGUAAAUUAGUUGGAGUUUAAGGCGUGUAUGCAAACAUAUGUACAGGGUACUUGUAUAGCUGUCACAUCUCAAAUGAACAAUAACACACCAAAGCAUUUAGGAUUUCUCUCUGAGGGAGAACAUGAAGUGUAUGCUUUUUAACAUGAUUAAGCUCUUUGUACAAAUCAGACACAAUAAUCAUUCCAGGCAGGUUGUUUGUAUGACUUAUGCAUGUCAGAGAGGGUCUUCAUGAAGUUGGGAUGACAUCCUUUUAAUCUUUGACUGUCAUUACUGUAACAUAUAUGACUGUAAUUACGAACGAGCCAUGUGAUAUUUAAUAUUUGUCUUUCUGUAAAUAAACUCCUAACGCUAACGCUCCUUCAAAUCUC
Notolabrus celidotus (New Zealand spotty) is the source of this 1935-nucleotide messenger RNA. It is a transcript of the gene bicdl2l, whose product is annotated as bicaudal-D-related protein 2-like. Lineage: Eukaryota; Metazoa; Chordata; Actinopteri; Labriformes; Labridae. The record is from RefSeq and is a predicted model, not a curated record. The transcript is spliced from 6 exons. The coding region runs from base 109 to 1485 and encodes 458 amino acids. Gene Ontology annotation, biological process: Golgi to secretory granule transport; vesicle transport along microtubule.